AUGUCCUACUUCAUGUCUCCACAAACCCAUCCAGGUCGUCUGUCUUCUGGCCCAGGUGGGGCUGCUUCUCCCGGUUCAUCCCUUGGCCUUUCUGGUCCUGCAGAGCCAGUGGUGAUGGCUUCUGGUGGACUAGGCCCACUGAGCCAAAAAGCUGAGCAGGUGGUACCUGCUGCCCAAGCCUGGAGCCCCACCCUGGCAGUGCCUGAAACAAGGGGCUGCCCCGGGGGCCCCAGCUGGGAGACACUUCGGAGGAAGGAAUACGGCCGAUACUGCCCCCAGUUCUCCCCUGGGAGGCAGCCCGAGAGCUUGGGCUGGGAGGAUGGCAACUCCAGAAACAAAGCUUCCCGCCAGGGUGGCCCCAGCAGGCCUGGGCCCGUGCUGCUGUGGGGGCUGUCUCCGGGGGUUCUGCCCAGGCCCCCUGAGCCAGGGGGCAAGGAGGCUGGCACCCAGCCCGACAUCUGCAUUCUCACCCUGGCCAUGAUGAUCGCUGGCAUUCCCACAGUACCCGUCCCAGGCCUUCGGGAAGAGGACUUGAUCCGGGCGGCUCAAGCGUUCAUGAUGGCCCAUCCUGAGCCAGAGGGUACAGUGGAGGGGGCACAGUGGGAGCAGGCACAUGCCCAUACAGCCGCUGGGCAGAUGCCCCUAGUGAGAUCGAGGAGGGGCCAGCCUCCUGGCUCCUGCUUAUAG
Messenger RNA from Dipodomys ordii (Ord's kangaroo rat), 687 nucleotides. It is a transcript of the gene Spata25, whose product is annotated as spermatogenesis associated 25. The record is from RefSeq and is a predicted model, not a curated record. Bases 1 to 687 code for a protein of 228 amino acids. The transcript has 2 exons. NCBI's taxonomy places the organism in Eukaryota, Metazoa, Chordata, Mammalia, Rodentia, Heteromyidae. Gene Ontology annotation, biological process: spermatogenesis.